ACACCUCAACAUGCUCCAGUUCGGCGUACUGGGCAGCAUCGUAUUUCUUAAUUUGUUUUGGCAAGUUAGCAUGUUGCUUCCAUUACCGGAACCCUGCCCCAAAAAUAUGACUGCUGUUGGUGACUUCAACAUGGAUCGGUUCUUGGGAAGAUGGUAUGCCUACUCCAUGUAUCCAAAGCUGUCAGGAAAAAUGCCGAGUUGUAUGUCAAUAUGGUACAACAAGUUAGAAGACAACACCCAUGAGGUGAAUAUCAUUGAGCUGCACGACAAAGUUGAAUUCGUGAAAUCUUCUAGACGCAAAAUUAUAAAUAUCCAAACGAGUGGCUCAUACGACGUUCUAGGCAGUGUUCAUAAUCCGGACGGUGUUCAAAUGAAUAUUCUCUACACGGAUUACGAUAGCUUUGCUAUUCGAUUCAUGUGCAUCGACGAUGUAAAUUCAAUUUUCAGUUUGCAAUAUGUCAUGAUACAGUUUCGGAAGCGCAAUCCAACUGCUGAAGAAGCGUACGCAGCUGAGCAUCUGGCGAAGAAAGCGGGCAUAAGGUUAAAAAGUAUGAAAAGAGUGAAUCAGCAGGGAUGUCCCAACGAUACGUAGACUUUGGGUCGCAACCAUGACAUUUCAGCUAAAGCUUUAUGCUACUUAAGUCAAAUUAAUUAAAGCAAUUUGUCUUGGUCGUACUGCUGUAUAUAUCGUAUUAAAUACUUGUAUUUUUCCAAUAAACCCCUCACUAUUUAGAAU
This is a messenger RNA of Scaptodrosophila lebanonensis, 736 nucleotides long. Its product is annotated as lazarillo protein-like. The record is from RefSeq and is a predicted model, not a curated record. Lineage: Eukaryota; Metazoa; Arthropoda; Insecta; Diptera; Drosophilidae. The transcript has 5 exons. The coding region runs from base 11 to 592 and encodes 193 amino acids.